GUCACCUGGGGAGAGCGGCCAGUGACCUUGACUAGCUCCUCUGUGGGACUCUGCUCCUAAAUCUUGACUGCUGGCCCAGGCCUGGCCUUGGGGAGGUGAAAGAGGGUGUAACUUGUGUUCAAACCAGGCAGGGACUUCGGGAGGAAGGGACCUGGAAGGGAUCAGGUGAGCUGUCACUCCAGGCCCCUCUAGCCCCUGUUCAAGCCCCACGUGUGCUGGGCUACACGUACAGGCUGGAGGGGUCUUCCUAGCCAGUCUGUCCCCUCUGUAUGCUGAGGACUGGCCAGGAGAUCACUGGGUGCCGUGUCCUGCCAGAGGGAUUCUUGUGACAGCAGAGGCCCCAGGCUGGGCCAGGUGCUGGCUGCGGAGGGUUCGUGUGAGGCCUGUUUCUCACCACUGCUGGCAGGCCCACUGGGGAAGGAUUGCUCUGCAGCUUCCUGAGCCAGUCCCCUGGUGGGAAGCAGGCAGCUGUCUCAUGGGUGGUGUGGGCACCUAGCGGCCCCUCCCUGCCCCAUCAGCCAGGCCCGAGGGUGAGGCUGGGCCCCUGCACCUAGUAGGUCUGCAUCUUCAGACAGGAGGGUUGAAGUAAAGACCAGGUGUGCAGUGCAGGUGAGUGCUGCAGGUAAGUGGUGUUCUGGGAAACCUUCGUCUUGGUUAGGCACAAUGACAGUCAUCAACUGGGUCACAGUUGGUUUGGGAGCCACUGCAGGUUGCCUGGGGCUCAGCUGGCAGGAACAGCUACAGCCCUGUCUCAGCACUCAGAUGUCUGAGUCAGUGUUUGUGGUGGAGGUCAUUGACAGCCCAGAGGGCUGCUUGUGAGGGUCGAGAGAAGGUUGAAGCAGGAGAGAGACCCCCUUCCCAUCCCUCCAGCAUGGUUCCCACUGGCCAGCUCCCUCCCCGGCUUCCCCAGAAUGAGUGGCCAUUGGAAUUCUGCACCCUGUCCCUUCUGAUGGGCUGGGCACAGGACAAUGGGAGGACAUUUGUGGGCCGCAUCCCCCAGGCAGACAGGAGGAAGCCACAUCCCAGUGUGCUGGGGCAGAGGGACCCCUGGGUCCUGACAGGUGCCUUAUCAGCAGGUGCCAGGCGAGGCCAUCCCCAGGGUGGGAGUGACAUCUCCCUGGGCCCUGUUAUCAGUCAAAGAGUCCACAGCACACUCCUCAGGUUAACGUGUAACCACAAGCCCUCCCCUUCGCCCCCGGAAGCCAGCAGCUCCCAGACACAGGCCGCUCUGGGGCUGUCACAGGCCAACAUGGACGCUGGCAAGGAGGGGCUGCCCCUGAGGAUCCACUGCUUAGUCCAACCCCCGAACAUCUGCAGGUGGCUGAGCCCCUUCUUCCUCACCUGCUCCAUCUACUUCCUGCUCUGGAUUCCCGAGGACCAGCCAUCCUGGGUCAGCGCCCUGGUCAAGUGCCUGCCCAUCCUCUGCCUGGCUGCGUUCCUGUGGGCCGUGCCCUCGGGCGGGGACUACACCCGGCUCCUCCAGGCAGCCCUGGUGUGCUCAGCCGUGGGGGACGCCUGCCUAAUCUGGCCCGGGGCCUUCCUCGCUGGCAUGGCUGCCUUUGCCUUGGCCCACGUCCUCUACUCCUGGGCCUUUGGCUUCUCUCCCCUGCGCCCAGGACUGCUGCUGCUCAUCCUCCUGGCCCCCGUCCUGAGCUACAGACUCCUGUGGCCGUACCUCGAGCCUGGCAUGGUCCUGCCCAUGGCAGCCUACGAGCUGGUCCUGAGCGUCAUGCUGUGGCGGGGCCUGGCCCGCGGCGGCAGUGCCGGCUGGGGGGCCCUGCUCUUCGCCGUCUCUGACGCCGUGCUGGCCUGGGACACCUUCGCCCAGCCCCUGCCCUACGCCCGCCUGGUGACCAUGAGCACCUACUAUGCCGCCCAGCUCCUUAUCACGUGGUCAGCCCUUGGCAGCCCGGGGCCCAAGACCGACUGACUCGGGGGCCAGCCAGGCUGGCGUCCAUGUCCUCCCCUUCUGCAAGGACUCCCACCUGGGAAACGCUCUCCGCCUGGAAGCUUCCUGACUCCUGUCUGUGGGCGCUGGGCCAUCUCAAGACAUUUGGGGACCAUUUGGGGAAUUCAAAGUCCACCGCCGGGUUCUGGCCUCCCUCCCUCAGUUCUGAUUCCAGGCUCUGCAGCCAGACCCACCCUAGGCCCUCCCCAGCUCCUGCCUGCUUCUGUGUUCCCCGUCGGCCCCACGGUCGGCCAGCCCCCUCCCCACUGUUGUCUGAUUUUCAUUGCCUAAGUAAAGGGAUGUGGAAAUGUC
Molecule: messenger RNA, 2260 nt
Organism: Microcebus murinus (gray mouse lemur)
Lineage: Eukaryota; Metazoa; Chordata; Mammalia; Primates; Cheirogaleidae
Gene: TMEM86B
Product: transmembrane protein 86B
Cellular component (GO): membrane
Molecular function (GO): hydrolase activity
Source: RefSeq, a predicted model, not a curated record